UGUCCCUCCUGUCCCCUCCAGCAGCUGCUGAGCGCUGCGGCCGCAUUUCCCCUGCGUGUCGGCAGGGUUCAGUGGCUGGCUGGGCGCAGCGGCGAGGGAAGGCGGCCGGCUCCACAGCCGCCCCUCCCGCCCCGCAGCCUUCCCCUCCUCGCCCUGCGCACCCCGGCUCCGAGCCUGGCCGGGGGCGGGGGGAGCUGAGGGCGGCGGUGCCCACCCGGCAGGGCUGCCGGCCGCCUGCUGCCUCGCUCUUUCUCCCUAGCCCCGGAGGUUGAAGCUGCUGCUGCUGCCCUCCGAAGCCCUCCGUCCUGCGUGUGCUUAGGGACCUGCCUCCAGAGCUUCUCCCGAGGAUGGCCCCGCUGCAGGGCACUGCCUCCUGAGGAAAACCCUUCCCGAGCAGGAUCUCGGUUGUAGCAGCUGACUGAGAGCGGCACCGGGGAAACUAUGUGAGCUGGUUUUGCAGCCCUGAAGUAAACAUGAUGAAAACGGAGUCCUCGGGAGAGAGGUCGACCCUCCGGAGUGCCUCUCCUCACAGGAAUGCUUACAGGACUGAGUUCCAGGCGCUGAAAAGCACCUUUGACAAACCGAAAUCAGAUGGAGACCAAAAAACGAAAGAGGAAGGAGAGGCCUCUCAGAGCAGGGGAAGGAAAUAUGGCUCAAAUGUCAAUAGGAUUAAGAACUUGUUUAUGCAGAUGGGCAUGGAGCCCACGGAGAGCGCUGGAGUUGCCCCCAAAACCAGGGGGAAGGGUGGCCCUCCAUCGCCUCAAAGACGAAUCAGGCCCAAAGAAUUUGUAGAAAAAACAGACGGUUCAAUUGUAAAGUUGGAAUCUUCCGUUUCGGAAAGGAUUAGUAGGUUCGAUACUAUCCACGAUGGCCCUUCUUACUCCAAGUUUACUGAAACUCGGAAGAUGUUUGAGCGAAACGCUCACGAGACGGGCCCCUCCAAUCGCUAUUCCCCAAAGAAAGAGAAAGCGGCGUCCACCGAGCUCGCGGAUGAGUGGUGCAGCUCCAAGUCUCACAGGGGCAGCACCGAUUCCCUGGACAGCCUGAGCCCCAGGACUGAGACCGUCUCCCCAACGGUGAGUCAGCUCAGCGCCGUGUUUGAGAACGCUGACGCACACAACGUAAUCGUUCUGGAAAAGGCAGAGAACAACGAAGAGUACUCGGUAACUGGUCACUACCCGCUAAACCUCUCCUCCACUGUCGCAAAUAUCUCCUCCCCUGUUGCAAACCUCGAGGGCUUCAGUCCUCUGAAGGAUGCCAGCACGUGGUCUCCGCCAGCCAAAGCGGCUGCAGGCCCCAUGUCUGUUGAGCACUCUCAGCAGAAUAGCGCGCCGUCAGCACCGCGACAGAAGGUGUCUACAGGCACGCCGUCAGGUUCAAAAACCACUGAAGAAAUAAAAAAGAAUGCAGAAGCAAGUGCUGACCCUGGUGAGAGCUCCGUGGGGAGUCAACAGGAGUUGGUACUUGACAGCGAAAGAUGUGUGGACAGUUCUGCGAGGAGUAAGUCAAAAACAGACGCAGAAAUUGCCUUGCGACCAAAGGAACUGUCAGAACAUGCAGAGGGCAUCGCUGAUAGGCCUGAAGCUGCAGAAACACCGAGAAAUUUAGUUUCAGAUUUAGCAGCAGAUGCCGUUUCGGAUGCCACCGAGACCCAUUAUGAUGAUGCAAGUGAAAAAGAAGUGCAUGAAGAUGUGAAUAAUUUCCAGAGUUCCCAUGUGUACAUGCACUCUGACUACAAUGUGUAUAGGGUACGAUCGAGGUAUAACUCGGACUGGGGAGAGACAGGUACCGAACAGGAUGAUCAGGAUGACAGUGAUGAAAAUAACUGUUACGAGCCUGAUAUGGAAUACUCUGAAAUUAAUGGAUUGCCAGAUGAAGACGAAAUCCCAGCCAACAGAAAAAUACAGUUCAGCCGUGCUCCGAUUAAGGUUUUCAAUACAUAUUCCAAUGAAGACUAUGACAGAAGAAACGAUGAAGUUGACCCAGUAGCUGCAUCAGCUGAGUAUGAACUUGAGAAGCGUGUGGAAAAGCUGGAGCUCUUCCCAGUUGAACUAGAAAAAGAUGAAGAUGGACUUGGCAUAAGCAUUAUUGGAAUGGGAGUCGGAGCAGAUGCAGGCCUUGAAAAACUGGGAAUAUUUGUCAAAACAGUAACAGAAGGUGGAGCAGCAGAAAGAGAUGGCAGGAUCCAAGUGAAUGACCAAAUUGUGGAAGUUGAUGGCAUCAGUUUGGUUGGUGUUACACAAAAUUUUGCUGCGACUGUUCUUAGAAACACCAAAGGAAAAGUCAGGUUCGUAAUUGGACGAGAAAAACCAGGACAAGUGAGUGAGGUUGCACAGCUGAUCAGCCAAACUCUAGAACAAGAACGCCGCCAGAGAGAGCUCCUGGAACAGCAUUAUGCACAAUAUGAUGCAGAUGAUGAUGAGACAGGGGAAUAUGCUACAGAUGAAGAAGAUGAAGACAUGGGACCUGUCCUUCCAGGAGGUGACAUGGCUAUCGAAGUGUUUGAUCUUCCAGAAAAUGAUGACAUGUUCUCCCCCAGUGAUGUGGACACAAGCAAGCUGGCUCACAAGUUCAAAGAGUUGCAAAUCAAACAUGCAGUUACAGAAGCUGAAAUUCAGAAGCUGAAGACGAAGCUGCAGGCAGCUGAGAAUGAGAAGGUGAGGUGGGAGCUGGAGAAGACCCAACUGCAGCAGAACAUCGAGGAGAAUAAGGAGAGGAUGAUGAAAUUAGAGAGUUACUGGAUUGAGGCACAAACCCUGUGUCACACAGUGAAUGAGCACCUCAAGGAGACGCAAAGCCAGUAUCAGGCUCUGGAGAAGAAAUAUAACAAGGCAAAGAAAUUAAUCAAGGAUUUUCAGCAAAAAGAACUUGACUUCAUCAAACGCCAGGAAGCUGAACGAAAGAAAAUAGAAGAUUUGGAGAAAGCACAUCUUGCAGAGGUUCAAGGCUUACAAGCUCGUAUACGAGACUUGGAAGCAGAAGUUUUCAGGCUACUGAAGCAAAAUGGGAGCCAGGUUAACAAUAACAACAACAUAUUUGAAAGGCAGACAUCUUUUGGAGAAGUUUCUAGAGGAGAUCCAGUGGAAAAUCUAGAUACUAAGCAAGUGUCCUGUCUGGAUGGCUUAAGUCAAGAUUUCAAUGAAGCAGUACCAGAAACAGAGAGACUGGACUCCAAAGCUCUGAAAACUCGAGCUCAGCUUUCCGUGAAGAACAAGCGGCAGAGGCCAACGAGAACAAGGCUCUAUGACAGCAUCAGUUCAACUGAUGGAGAGGACAGUCUUGAACGAAAGCCGUCAAACAGUUACAGUAGUCCCAUGCACAUUUCAAAAUCACCACUGCCCAUUUGUAUGAGAGCAUCCUCACCAGCAUCAGAUUCUGGUGCUUCCUCCCUCUCCCCAGUGGCUAGCAGUGCAGCAAUCUCACUUGACAACCUAACUGAAAACCAAGAAGAAGGACAGCAGCACAAAGGAGGUGUCCUCUCCCUGUAUGCUCGGGGACACACUCCACUUUCCUCUCCUUCAAAAUCUGGGCACAGCUCUGAAGCAUCUCCUUUGCAUCACCCAUCUGGCAGGAAUGUUUUACAAGAUAAAGAUGGUGCCACAUGUGCCCAGGCAGCAAGAUCAACUCUCCCUACUAUAGGGCAUGCAGAAAAACUAAAGCGAAAACUUGCAGAUCUUGGGGCUCCCUUGAGAAGGAGUUCAAACAAGGGCAAGAAGCGGAAAGAGAAAGAAGCUGUUAGGGUGACCUGUGGCAGUAGGAACACCAGAGAGAUGCUGCAGAAAUCAGCAAACACUAAAUCUUUAUCAGAGCGAUCCUCCUCUCUCCCACACUGUGUACCAUUCACAUGGUAUGGAGAGAGUGGCAAGGGAUCCAAUUCUUCCAGCAACCUGCCAUCACCUACCAGCUCAACCGAACCUUCCUCUGAAAAUAUAAGUCCAGCUAAAAAAGGGUCAAAGAAUUUCGCGUUCAAUGACGACUUCAGCCCCAGCAGCACAAGUUCAGCUGAUCUGAGUGGUUUAGGAGCAGAGCCUAAAACCCCAGGUUUCUCACACUCCUUAGCACUGUCAUCGGAUGAGAGCCUGGAUAUGAUUGAUGAUGAGAUCCUGGAUGAUGGACAGUCUCCAAAACACAGUCAGUGCCAGAACCGGGCUGUUCAGGAGUGGAGCGUGCAGCAGGUUUCCCACUGGUUAAUGAGCCUCAACCUUGAACAGUAUGUGUCUGAGUUCAGUGCCCAAAACAUUAAUGGGGAGCAUCUUCUUCAGCUGGAUGGGAGUAAGCUCAAGGCUCUUGGUAUGACAUCUUCCCAGGACAGAGCAAUCAUUAAAAAAAAGCUAAAGGAAAUGAAAGCAUCCCUGGAGAAAGCUCGCAAAGCUCAAGAGAAAAUGGAAAAGCAAAGGGAAAAGCUUCGGAAGAAGGAACAAGAGCAACUGCAGAGGAAAUCGAAGAAAACAGACAAGUGUUCAUCAGAUGCAACAGAGGGCACUAAUGAGCAGUGAUGAGCAGAAGUGCUGCUGAGUUAGUAACCUGGAGGCACUUCGGGGGAAGAGAAACUCCUAUCCGCUCUGUUGCCCCUUCAGCUUUCUUGCAUCCAUUACACGAGUGUGCACAGAGAAACGGGGCUAUAAGUAGGACGACUAGGGAACUUUAUAUCGUGUAGUUUUAUUUUCCCCCAUAUCCAGCUCACGCGCGUUGUUGUUGCCAUGUUAAACAGCCCCAGCCCCUCGGUUCGUUUCGUUGUUGUGGACAACUAACAAAUUCCAUAUUCGUGUGGCGGUGUUUCCUUCCAAACUACUCUUUUCUAUUGAGCUCUGUGUGUUUGGUCACUUCAAUAACCAGCAUGAUGCUGAGGAGCAUGGUCCACUGCUUCCCCUCUUCUGAACAGGAUGGCCAGUCAAAGCGAUCAGUGAACGCUUCUUCAGCUGGGUACAAGGAGCCAUCCUCUGCCUGGUAGGAGCUGACCUGACUUUCUGACUGGAACUUCAGCUUCUCUGCUGGGUUUGGAUACUCAGUUCCGUCUACUGGAGUAAGUUUCAGCUUGCAUCAGUACCUUGAAGCGACGCUGCUCUGGAAACACAACUGUUCAGUGACUUCUUAAUAUACACUGGAGAUAAAGACAGGAGAGUUGACAUCCCCCCUGGGUAAAAGACAGGAGGUGAAACUCUUUCUGUUAACUGUACAAUAGUUAAUCCAGGAAGGAGGCAAAGCCUUAAAUGAUUAUGUGGGUUUACACAGAAAUCUGAGGAUAACAUUUAUCCUUUAGGUAUCUGAGCAAGGAUGAAUUUCUAACUAGAGCACAGCAUAUAGAUCUGUAUAAAUUUCUUUGUGCUCCCAGUGUGUAGGCAACUUUCUUAUAGCACACUCCGCUUUCUUUUUCAUGUAUUUUGAACAGGAAACUGGGCUUAUUUUGUUUUGUUUUGUAUUUUUUUCCAAGAAAAACACCACAUUAUCAGAUGCAUUCUCCAAUAAGUAUUGGAAGUGUAAGUUUUGUGCUGUGCUGUUAUGAAGCUGUCAUUGGAAACAUUUUCAGAGUCUGCUAAAGACUUUCAGUUUUUACAGAAGUGCACUUUAAGAAGAGGAAGAAGAGGGAUUCUGGCUAAAAUUAAAUUCAGUACAUUGCUGUUAGGAUCAAUGCUGCCCUGGAGGUGAAGGUUACUAAAUCCAAAGCUGCCAUGUAUUAACUGUUUUUAUUAACGUGUUUAAAGAAUAUCCCUAAUGAAACAAGAAUUUUGAAGCGUGGGCUGUAGAGUAUUUGGAUGGUUUAACAGUGGUCUUGUUACAUAUGUCAGAGGUUUCUAUUAUCCCAGUCUGUGAGUCCAUUGGCCAAGCCUGCUGAGUAGUUUUGACUAUGACAGAAGCAGUGGAUAAUGUUACUGCCUCUUAAGAGCAGCAUUAAAAUAUUCAGUAUUUCUUAAAAGGAAUGGAAAGACAACAGGCAAAUAUCUACAGCAAGAAGCUGAAGGUGUUAUAUUACUGCUCUUAGUCAAAGCUAAGGAUGCAGCAGUGUCUGUAUUUGAAAAGCAUCACUUUCCUUUUGUGCGUCCUGCAAGUUGCAGUCUCCAUCUAGUUAGUCAUGUUAACAUGUGAAUUGUUUAAGACGUCGAUGCACACUUACAAAUUUGAACAUAACAAUUGCCGGCCUAAAAAAUGCCAACAUUGAAUUCUUUGGAAGAAAAUGUUUGUUUAGCUUGGCUUCUCUUCUGCUCUGUACUUUAUGACAUUCAGAUCUGUGUCUGUCGAGUUCUCUGAAGUUCAGAUUUGAAACAGUUGGGGUGCAAUGUUUAGAGUUAAAUGUCUUUGAUCGUAAUAAUUUCUAUGAUGUGUAAAAUGCUCUGUCAACUGACAGAGCCUAGUUCAUUCAAAACUAAUACACAACAGAUCUAUUUAGUCUUAGCUUUAUUUUUCCUUCCAAAUCCAAUUUCUACAAGUUUCUGAUGUAUGCUCUAUUCAAAUACAAAAAUGAAAUUACCGUAAGAGAUACUUCAUAAUAUUUCUAAAGGCUUGUGAUAUUUUUCUUGAGAUAAACCACUGGCAAAAAAAUAUACCUGCUAACAAGAAUUCCACGUUGAAAUGAAUCUUUCUUCACUCUUCGUUGGAGAAAAAAUAUACAGAUGUUUAAUAGCCUCAUAAAACUCACAUUCUGUUAUUUUAGGAGGUUUUGAAUUUAUAUUCAAGAGAAGUUAUCUGGAAGAAACUGGAAAUUUAAUAUUUUAAAUACAAUGUUGAUAAAAUGCAUUUGAUGAUUUUAAAUUAUGUUUACGUUAUAAUGUUUAAGUGGUUGUAUGCAGUAAUCUGUGGUGGUGUUCCUGUUCUGUGUUCUCUGUUUUCCUAGGAACCUGAGCAGACUGCUCGGCAUUACACACUUUGAGUUUUCCCUCUUGCUGCCUAGAACAAUCUCUCAUUAAUUUCUGUGUAAAUCAAGCUCUUAUUCUGCAGAAUAACUAAUUUGACUUAAGUCCUUUAGGUAUUCGGUGGGUUUUAUUGCUUUGUGCUAAUUUCACUUUGCUAGUCUCUGAUUAAAAAAACAAAAAAUCUAACUUAAAAAGCAGUAGCUUUAAUUUAAAAUAAAACCAUAAAAUGCAUAUGGAUCAACACAUAAAAAACAAACCAAGCAAUGUCAAGAGUUUGUUCCUCUUUCUGUGCUAAUAGAUUUAUGCGGUUCCUUUUAUUAAGUAUGGUAACAUUUUGGGGACAUACGGAAAUGUCACCAGAUUACAGACAUGAACACCGGUGCAGUUUGAAACUUGUAUUCCUGUUCUCUAGGAUCUUUAAAGUCGCAUUGCAUUCCCUCCCCUUUUGUUGUGUAAUGACAUACACGAAGCAGAAGAUGAGGAUGUCUCAUCAUUGUCAACUUAAUUUCCUGUACACCAGUGCUAAGUCAGCCCAAUGGUUUGUGUGUGUGUGUAAUAAGAAGAGACAAAUGCUCCACGCUAAAUGACUGGAAGGAGUUUUUCUUUGGGCUCACCACCUGCAGAUGUAACUGUAGCCUACUUUUGCCUGUUUAUUUCUGGAGUUAGAGCCGCUCUGGAUGUGCUGACUUCAGAGAGCUGUGCAGGCAGCUUGGCGUUAGCCGUGUCCCUGGGUCAGCUGCCCAGGGGGGUGACGCAGCUGCCCGGAGAAGUUGGAUUCUGCAAGGUGAAGCCACCUCUGUGAGCUCUGGCUGUGCUUACCUUGCUGCACCUUGCUGGUCUGCAAACGUGCAUGGACAGAGCCUGGCAGGGAGCUGGCACAGCCCGCAGUGCAGAAGGGAGUUAGCUGGACGGGGAGCUUUGGAAAGGAGCCUCCUGAGCUGCUCCCCCUCCACCUUCUGGCUCAUGUGCGGGCAGGCAAGAAGUGGGCGAUGUUGUGUAGCGAUUUUGGAGAGUUCAUUCAGCUCCAUGUAAAGCCAGGGAAAGAAAUGCCACUUGUUACUAGUGCAGAAGCCAGUUGUACAGUAGGAAGGAGAAGGAUCAUUACUUAGUUGUGCAUGGCCAAGAAGUGCCACUGUGGGCACCAUCACGUCACUGAGAACCAGAACGAAGGCUUUGCACACAGGCCUAGCUCCUUAAAGACCCUGCAGUGCAGCCCGUACUGUUUAUCAGUGCUGAAAAUUAAGGGAAGCUUGCAGGAAUGAAGUCGUGUGUUAAUUGUUUAGCCAUGUGUUUACAGAGGAAAAGCAAAACCCGACCCGGCUCUUUUUAGGUGUGGCCACUUCCCCUGCGGUAUCAUCAAACCCAGUGGCGGAGGGGCUGACCCUUUUGGUUGCAGUUCCCUCAUUCCACGCUCUCUCUCACUGUAAAACCUCAGGAAACCUGUGCUGUGGGCCAAAAUGCUGAAAAUAAAUAAAUAAAUAAAUAAAUAAACAUCUGAAAGAAGCAGGCACAUGCUUAAUUAACUCGUAAGUCCUUAUCAGGUGAGUUGGGCAAAGUGCACAGAGGAGCUGAACAGUUUGGGUUCAGUUUCGUUUUGGUAGUGGCUGAAAAUAAGGAAAUUAAUUGGUCUUCCUAGAAAUGAAACGUUCGGGUUGUUUGUGGCUUGAUUUCUCUUGAAAUAGGUGCAUGUGGGUUUGUGUGUGUAGGAACCAGUCCUUCCAUCACUAUCCAUGCAGGCCCCGCCACACGGAGGUCGGCAGCGGCUGCCUGGGAGCCGUGGGGCUAGGGGAGAUGUGGAGGAGUGAAGCCCUCGCCCUGAGCUUCCCCUGUGUUUUUUGUAGGGUCUCCAGUAUUUUGCAGAUGGCGAGAUUUUGGAGUUCUGUUAAAACCAUCCCCAUGGUGCUCCUCCAGAGGUCUUCCCAUGUGUCGGCCUCGGGGUGGUUUUGUAGUGAGGGGGAGCUUGGCAGGACUGAUGUGUCCGUGUUACUAUUCUGGGAAGAAAUACCCAUUUUUGUAUUUUCUAAACCUGACUUUGGGUUCUGUUGGCGCGCUUUCGGCAGCUCGUUUCUGAGCGGGGCUGUGCGUGACCCCCACCGUGACAUGCCCAGGCAUCGCAGUUGACGGCGGGAUGGCACGGUCCCUUUCGUUGACCUCCUCUGCGUGUCUCACUGUAGCUUCUCCACCUAUAGGACUGCGACUUUUCACAGCUGUGACACCACCACCGUGACACUGAGCCCUCCAAUUCCUCAUUACAAAACACAUUUUCUGUCCCUAAGGGGCGGUGGGACCGGUGCUCCUGCCGCAGGCGUGAGGAGAUGGUUUGACAGAGGUGGGUCUAAAAUGCACUGUGCUCACUGUAAAAAUUGGCUUCUUACGUUGUUUCCUUUUCUAUGGUUGAAGAGGUGGUUGCGCUUCAGAUUUUUUCCUUUUUCUGUUGUUUUUUAAAGAGGUUAAAUGUAUAUGAAGUGCAUGUUGAUCCUGAACUUUUCGUUUGUACAUCUUGGUGUCUAAUCAUCUGCAUGAAAGACGCAGUAGUGCCAUGUCUGAGCUUGUUCCCUUGUGCUUGGUUAAUACGAACUUCUAUAGAUUGUUGAGUUUUCCCCGAAAACAAUUUUCUUUAAUAUUUUGUUAUUUGGAGACAUCAAAACAAAACAUCAUGGUGGCCCUUUGUUUUCUUACAGUUUAAAUACCAACAACAAAGCCUUGUGGUUUGAAGUUAAUUUGUUAGUGUAAAUAAAUUUCUUGCCAAUGAGUAUUAUUGUUGUUAGACAACGAAUGCAAUAAAAUGAGAAAUCCUGAAUCUUUA
Anas platyrhynchos (mallard) is the source of this 9654-nucleotide messenger RNA. RefSeq names its product protein phosphatase 1 regulatory subunit 9A (gene PPP1R9A). Gene Ontology annotation, molecular function: actin filament binding. Gene Ontology annotation, biological process: neuron projection development; actin filament organization; calcium-mediated signaling. NCBI's taxonomy places the organism in Eukaryota, Metazoa, Chordata, Aves, Anseriformes, Anatidae. The record is from RefSeq and is a predicted model, not a curated record. Gene Ontology annotation, cellular component: cytoplasm; actin cytoskeleton; dendrite.